AAAAACAGGAACUACCACCGCAGAUCUCUGAGCUUCUUCAUCUCCCACGCUGCACUUUUUAAAAAAAGGUUCGAGCUCUCGGCCAUUCCCCCCCCCUGCAACUCCUUCUCUGCAAACUGUUCUUCUCCUCUUCCUCUUCCUCUUCCUCCUCCUCUUCCUCCUCCUUGGAUCGGGUGCGACCGGGUCGGUGUGUGUCAGCAGGAACCGAAGGUGACCAUGGCCUUCCUCGGGAGCGCAGCUCGGCGCUUGGUGUUGGCAGCGCGCCCCCCUCUCUCUCCUCUGUGCCGGGCGAGUACUCGGGCCUACAGCUCAACGCCCACCCAGGAAAAAAGUGUCCCCUACGAGAAGACGCUCCAACAGAAGGAGGGAGCGUCCUCUGGUCCCACUAAACCUCUGCCCAGAUCAGCGGACGCCGUGGUGAUCGGCGGCGGAAGCCUGGGCUGUCAGACCAUCUACCACCUGGCUAAAAUGGGAAUGACCAACGUGGUCCUGCUGGAGAGAGACAGACUGACCGCGGGCACCACCUGGCACACUGCAGGCCUGCUGUGGCAGCUCCGGCCCAGUGACGUUGAGGUUGAGCUUCUGGCCCACACCAGGAACGUGAUCAGCAAAGACCUGGAAGAGGAGACGGGCCUCCACACAGGAUGGAUCCAGAAUGGAGGACUCUUCAUCGCCUCCAACAAGCAGAGACUGGACGAGUACAAGCGCCUCAUGUCGCUGGGUAAAGUUUACGGUAUUGAGUCCUACGUGCUGUCGCCUGCUGAGACCAAGGACCUGUAUCCUCUGAUGAACGUGGACGAUCUGUACGGAACCCUGUAUGUUCCAAAGGACGGCACCAUGGACCCGGCUGGCACCUGCACCACGCUGAGCAGAGCUGCCACAGCCAGGGGAGCCAAGGUAAUUGAGAACUGCCCUGUGACCGGCAUCACCACGCACACAGAUGACCUCGGGGUGAAGAGGGUGAAGGCGGUGGAGACCCCCCACGGGACAAUUGAAACAUCUUGUGUGGUGAACUGUGCAGGUGUGUGGGCCACCAAGCUCGGGGAAAUGGCCGGAGUCAGGGUGCCUCUCGUGGCGAUGCAUCAUGCCUAUGUGGUGACAGAGAGAAUUGAAGGCAUACAGAACAUGCCAAAUGUCAGGGACCAUGAUGCUUCAGUGUACCUGCGGCUCCAAGGUGACGCCCUGUCUGUGGGCGGCUACGAACAAAACCCCAUCUUCUGGGACGAGGUGUCUGAUAAGUUUGCCUUCAGUUUGUUCGACCUGGACUGGGAUGUGUUCACGCAACAUAUUGAGGGUGCGAUUAACAGAGUCCCCAGUUUGGAGCAGACUGGCAUCAAGUCCACUGUCUGUGGUCCAGAAUCGUUCACGGCCGACCAUAAGCCUCUGAUGGGAGAAGCACCAGAGGUCAGAGGUUUCUUCCUGGGAUGCGGCUUCAACAGCGCGGGCAUGAUGCUGGGAGGAGGCUGUGGUCGAGAGCUGGCUCACUGGAUCAUACACGGCCGCCCUGAGAAGGACAUGUAUGGAUACGACAUCAGGCGUUUCCACAACUCGCUUACGGACAACGCGCGCUGGAUCAGAGAGAGGAGCCACGAGUCGUAUGCUAAAAACUACUCGGUGGUGUUCCCCUUCGACGAGCCGCUGGCCAGUCGAAACAUGAGGAAAGACCCGUUCCAUCAGGUGCUGAUGGAGCAGGGCUGUGUGUUCCAGGAGAGACACGGCUGGGAGAGACCUGGCUGGUUCAACAAAGACGGGCCUGCGCCUGUUGAAGACUAUGAUUACUAUGGAGCUUAUGACAUUCAGAAGAAUGUGAACGACAAGUACAGCGAUCUGUUGGGGAAGGAGUACACCUUCGACUUCCCCCCCCAUCACAACGUGAUUAAGAGCGAGUGCCUCUCAUGUAGACACGGUGUGGCUGUGUUUGACAUGUCCUACUUUGGAAAGUUUUAUCUCACCGGACCAGAUGCCAAGAAGGCGGCUGAUUGGCUGUUCACUGCUGAUGUCAACAAGAAACCAGGCUCCACUGUGUAUACCUGCAUGCUGAACAAAAGAGGAGGGGCGGAGGCUGACCUGACGGUGAGCAGACUGGAGCCCGGCGCCGCCAUGCUGCCCCUGGCACCAGAAUCCAACGGUGAUGCAUACUACCUGGCCAUCGGAGGAGGCGUCGCAGAGCACAACUGGAACCACAUCAGAACCGUUCUUCAGGACCAAGGUUUCCGCUGCCAGCUGACAGACCACUCUGAGGAGAUGGGCAUGCUCAGCAUCCAGGGACCGAAGAGUCGAGAGGUUCUUCAGGAGGUGCUGGACGCAGACCUGAGCAAUGAAAGUUUCCCCUUCUCUACCCACAAGGUUGUUAACGCAGUAGGACAUCAGGUGCGAGCCAUGCGUCUGUCGUUUGUCGGGGAGCUCGGCUGGGAGCUGCACAUUCCCAAGGACGCUUGCCUUCCGGUCUACCAUGCUGUCAUGGCUGCUGGUGCGAAGCACGGCAUCAUCAACUCGGGCUACAGGGCCAUCGACUCGCUCAGCAUAGAGAAAGGCUACAGACAUUGGCACGCUGACCUCCGCCCGGACGACACCCCUUUGGAGGCGGGGCUAGGCUUCACCUGCAAGCUGAAGAGUUCGAUCCCGUUCCUGGGUCGCGAUAGGCUGGAGGAACAGAAGAAGGAGGGGCUUAGGAGGCGCAUCGUCUGCUUCACCAUUGACGAGAAAAUACCGAUGUUUGGUCUGGAGGCCGUUUUCCGUAAUGGAGUUCCUGUCGGUCACCUACGGCGUUCUGAUUAUGGCUUCUUCAUUGACAAAACUAUCGGUUAUGGAUAUAUCCGCAACCCUGAUGGAGGAGUGGUGAGUGCUGAUUUCAUAAAGAGCGGCGACUUCACCCUGGAGAGGAUGGGAGUGACGUACAAGGCCAAGGCCCACCUCAAAACUCCGUUCGACCCUGAGAACAAACGGAUCAAGGGCAUCUACGCUUGAGGACCACGGACGAAAAAAACAAACAAACUGAAAACAAACACAUUCUGGUUGGAGGACGAGGCGGAGGGAGGAGCAGCUGAUUCUUCUCUUCUCUUUCCUGGAUGGUCUGAAAUCUGUAUGGAGGUGUUGAAGAGGUUCUGAAUUGAGUCUGUUGUGUCUGAGUGUUUUGUCGUCUUAAAGGUGAUUUAAGGUCUCGGCUCCAGGUUGUUGAUGCCCACUCUGGAUUUGUGAGGUUGGUAAAUAUGUCUUGUUAUCUCCUGUAAUCAGGCAGCAAACACAGCGGGUAAUUCUGUUUCCCUCCCAUGAUUAUACUGUAGGUGCAAUAGUGGCAAGUUUUACAUUAACGAUAGCAUCUGCUCACUUUGUGACUCUAUCACAGCUAAUAGGGCUGAAAGUGACAGAUGUAUAUGCGGGUAUGGAAGCUCAUUACUGCCAACAUGAGAGAAAAAAGGAUCCUGUUAGCAAAUAUAAUGAGAAACCUUCACCAAAUAAUGGUUUAGUAUCUUCAAAUAAAGAGAAACUUUCUCAAAAUCUAAUCAUAGGGUACGAUCAUUCGUACAUGAAUGCAGGGGAAUAUCACGGGUUCACCAAAGUUCAACUCCAAGCGAAGCUACGCUGCUGAUUUGCCUCGCCACAGGAAGCAAAUGUCCUAUCCCCCCCAACUCACACAGAUUGGAUAUGAAGGUUUGCCACUGUUAUAUUUGUGCAUGUGUCCACGGUCUUGCUUACCUUGGACGAAAGCUGACUUUUUUAUCUUAAAUAAUGACAAGGUUACGUGAAAUAUUGACUGAGCAUCUUAAUUUGUCCAGAUUAAUUGUGUGUAACAGCACAUUUAACAUUGUUUUACCCAUAUUUUCAUUUAAACAAGUAGAUAUAUAACACUUCCCCUUGCUGUAGAUCAAGACUCCAGGCGACUAGUCAAGUACAUUUGUAGCUCCAUCUGUAGAGACUAUAGAUACUCAAUUAGGUUUAGCUUGGGGUGAAGAGCACAACAGUAUCAAAAAAAUUUCUGUUCUGUACAUUAAAGUUCCAGAACCACCAUUGUUAGCUAAGUCCCAUGACUUUGAGUCCAAAUUCUGAGAAAGUUUGUCUUUAUUUUGAGGAUGGUUCUAAUUUAUCGACACAAUAUAUGUUUGUCAGGCCGUUAAUUCAAAUUUCUUCCUUUUUUGUCCACAAUAUAUUUGAUCCUACUAUUGUGCUGUAACCUCUCGUGCAUUUUUCCUGUGAGACCAUAGAAAACUAUAUUAGGGAAUACAUCAAGUUUUCCCAAACUACUACACAGUUGCCCUGCAGGUGUCUGGAGUGAAUUACAAGGACUGAUGUUUGUGCGGAUUGAAAUGAAAGUUACUUGCUCGUGUGGUGUCUAGAUGUUCUCAUCAGAAGUGGAGGAGCAGGUAGAAGAGAAAGAGCCCGAGGCGCAGAGAGGAACAACCUGGGACUAAACACAGCUGAGGAAGAAUGAUGACAGGGAAAGACUUCAGUUAAUAAGAAGCAGCUGUUGAUGUUAGCGUGCUGGUACAUUGUACCAAGUUAAAGAACUUCUCUUUGUCUUAUUUUCCUGUUGAAGUCAAACCUAAUACUUUGUGUAUCUGCUUCACAGUAAUCUCUGUAAACAGAUUCUAUACAGGCUGUGGGUAAGAGAUGAGAUUCUUCUGGUUUCCGUUUCUAGUUUGACCUAUCCGGUUUGAGCAGGCUUUGAUCACCCGCAAGUAAAAGGUCGGCAUGGAGAGAAAAAGAGGCGGGACCGCAUAUACCAACAUGAAUCAGCUUUUUAAGUUACCUGCCUUCAUAUGCAGGUAUUGAGCCAAAAUGCCGUCAACUUCAAACACCUACAAAAAGUAUCUCUGUAUGUGUUUUGUGCGGAGAACCGUUCCACCCGUGUUUAACUGUAAACAAUGUUUUGGCAAAUGGAAGAUUAAAAGUCUUGCCCCUGGAUUUCUGCUGUUUAAACAAGAAGCCUUGAAAUCUUGCAUCUUGCCCCCAGAGGCGGAUUCAUCGCCAGACGAGAGCCGAUGGACUCGACCUUAUUUCCAACAGUAUCUUUAAACUGUGAAGCAUCUACAUGGUGUGGUCAUUAAAAACCACAUGAGCCUGAUUAGCCAACACUCAUCAUUUGAAACUAUGAGCUUAUUAAAGUGGAGUGGUGAUGGGUUCAGUGGGACUGAACUGUAGGACCGGGGAAAAUCACUUCUAUUAUCAUUGUGCUGAAUCAACAGCCUGAGUCGGUGCAGAAACAACUGUUGGUGCCUUUCCAUGUGAGCUGUUUGUGGUAAUAAGUGAUAACAAGGUUUAUUAACACAAGCUUGCUCCUUUUUGCUCCUGUUUCAGGAGAGAGUGUGAAAAGAAGAAAACACUAGUUUAUCGCCUCGUUAACUGAUUCAUGUCUUAAAUCCUGGUGCUGGUACAUGUACAGUAAUUAAAGCUAUUUUGGUAAUUCUCUGUGUUUACAUGAUUGUCUUACGAGUCAACUACAAAAUGUGCUUCUGUAGUUUUUGUUUUGACACUUGGUAUGUAAUUUAGUUCUUGAUUUCAUUUUCCAUCUGUGUUUACGUCAACGCUCUUCAGGCCAAAGAAGAGCGAACAGCUAAAAACAGUGGUAGAAACUAGUCGAAGGUGUCCGUGUGUUUAACUUGCCUCUCAGAUCGUGUGUGUUUGUGUGUUGCGCUCAAAAUGUUUACUAAUAUGGAAUGAUUCAUGGAUUCUGCCUGACGACCAUUAAUCACUGGAAUGGUUGUUCUCAUGAGUAGCUCAGGUUAAUAACAAGAUUUAUAUGGGAAAUGUGAAACCUACUGAUAAACACUAUCACCGCUGGUUCUCUGCACCACAGGUUUCUCCUCCCGCAAUUUACUUUCUCCUCUUCCCUCAGUGUGACGGUGAUGAAAAAAACGAGGCGAAGUGCAAACAAAAUUAUUAAUUUCUCUUCCCUGAGCUUUUUAAAUAGGGUUUUUCGAAAAUGUUGCAUCCUUGUUAUUUCUGCCGUGGAACAGUUUGACCAAUUUAAAAGACGUCAAAACUGAUCAGUGGCUCGUUGACCAGCUCAACAUUAUGAACUUAAUGUUAAUUUAGGGAUUGAUUCUGUCCGAAGCCAUUCAUGUGUUAAUAAAUGCCUUUUUAACUGCCAA
This is a messenger RNA of Limanda limanda (common dab), 6089 nucleotides long. RefSeq names its product sarcosine dehydrogenase (gene sardh). The coding region runs from base 217 to 2967 and encodes 916 amino acids. The record is from RefSeq and is a predicted model, not a curated record. Gene Ontology annotation, cellular component: mitochondrion. Gene Ontology annotation, molecular function: protein binding; oxidoreductase activity. The transcript is spliced from 22 exons. Lineage: Eukaryota; Metazoa; Chordata; Actinopteri; Pleuronectiformes; Pleuronectidae.